CCUCGGCAAAGUCGAGGCACUCGCACCGACGACACAACACCCCAAGCACAAGAGCCCUAUCACCAAUGUUGAUAGACCGGACAAAGGUCGAGACGUUGUUCUUAUUCUUCUUGGUGGCUUGAAAGAUCCGAGUAGAGUAGAUUCUGAGAUGAUCCAUACAAGAACUCAGAGUCGAGACUCGGUCGAAGUUGGGAGGGGAAAGGACGCGAAACGGGGACUAGAAGGUCAACCCAAGCAAACAGAGGGUGACUGGGACCAGAUGGGCAGAGCAAGAUGGAUACGGAUGUGGAUACCCUCGCGCAGGGGAAGCAAGCUCAGAGCGGACUCCUCUCGCCUGGCUCCAACCUCACCAAAGCUGCGAGAUCCAAAGCUACGCCCACACUUCCAUGGCCAUAAUCCGAGUUCGAGCACGGUCUUGACCAGUGACGAAUCUGCCAACCAUACACUGGCCCAUGUUCCUAGCCUAGAAAGAGACGCUGCGUCAAAGUCUCCCACGGCUUGGACAUAUGCCUCUCUUCGCACAAGCAAAUCCGUUUCUCGAUCCGUUCGUAGGCCAGGGAGUGCGUCUUCGAGUCAAGGAGGAGGGGCGGUUGGUUUUGUAGGUCCAGAUGGGGCGCCACUUCCUCCCGUGAAACGCAGUUCGUCCUCUGGCAAGCCUGCUUUCAGUGUUCGAACUCGCGUCAUGUCACCCAACCGCACCCCGAUAAUUACCAACAAGGAAAGUGGCAAUGGUGAUCAGGAGAUAGAAAUAUCAUCACCGCCUGUAGACGCCACCGAGAGUAGUACUUUGGUGGAGCCGUCAUCUCCUAAGAGCUUUGGUGAUAGGAUCGGCUCCCUUUUGUGGAAGCGCAAAGGCUCUUUAAGGGAAUACUCGGGACCGCAUAGUCCCUCUUCUGGCAGUUUUGCGUUCAACACGACCGCCGGAAGACGGCCAAGUGUGGGGCUGGGCGAGGGCAACUCAUUAUCUGUCAUCCACCCACCGCUGAGGACAACAGCAAGCAGAAUCAAGGAGCGGCACCCUCUGGAUCACCAUUAUGAAAUGGACACAAUUCAUAGUACGGCUGAUAAUAUGAUGGAUGGCGGCUGGGCCGCCACGACAUUUGAGGAGACAGGGAAUGUGGACGAGGAUGGGAUCGUGGUGCUGGAUGAGUGGAGUGGUGGGGGUGAGUCGGAGCGAACUAGUCCAGGCUUUUCACAACACUCUCCGCCUUCUGAAGGACAAGGACUUUCUCGGAAUGUUUAG
Acaulospora colombiana is the source of this 1243-nucleotide messenger RNA. The record is from the annotation of a GenBank genome assembly. Lineage: Eukaryota; Fungi; Glomeromycota; Glomeromycetes; Diversisporales; Acaulosporaceae.